AUGCAACCAAACCCAUCGCCAGCCUUGUAUAUCACCGGCCUGGGGUCGCAAUACCCACCCUAUCUGUUAGGGCCCCGGGAUCUCGAUCAGCUCGCGGGGCGCUUUUGCGAUCUCAAUCGCCCAGGAAUCAAAAAGUUGCUCCAGGUCAACCGUUCAACGGGCAUUGAAACACGAUCUGCAAUCCUACCGUAUGAGUCAGGGUUUGCAACGCAGCCGGACCCACCCUCAAUCAGUGAGAUUGACCAAUUUUUUCGUCAAGCCGGAGUGGACCUCACUGUUCAGGCGUGUCAGAAGGCUCUCAAAGAGGCUAAUAUCGCCCCCGAGCAGAUCACGCAUACGGUCGGUGUCACCUGCACCAACCAAGGUAAUCCAGGAUACGACUUCCUUGUAGCGCGUCAAUUGAAACUCCCCCUCAAUGUCGAUCGCACCCUUCUCCACGGCGUUGGGUGUGCGGGCGGGCUGUCAAUUCUGCGGGCCGCCGCGCAGAUAGCCGGCGGGGCGAGCCUGCGACGGAAACCGGCCCGCAUUUUGGCGUUUGCUUGCGAGCUGUGUACGCCCAAUGUGCGGCACUAUCUGUCCAUGGCAGAGAUCAGCGUGGAUUCGGACCGAGCAAAUAUCGCAGCGGCUUUGUUUUCGGAUGCUGCGGCGGCUUUCGUUUUGUGCAAUGAGUAUGCUUUGGCCCAAGACGAGCAAGUUACUCCUCAAUUUGAGCUGCUCGAAUGGGGUUGUGAUUUGGUUCCGGAUACUGCUGAGCAUAUGACGUUCUAUGCAGAUAUUUCCGGUUAUCAAGCCACUCUCCAUCGAGAGAUUCCUAAAUACACGAAACAUGCGAUCGGACCGAUUUUUGACAAGCUUCUUCCAUUGUACGAAGAAAAAGUAAGGUCUCGGUUGAGACCAGACCAGCAACCGGUGACACCCCUAGGAAUCCACGAUUUCGAUUGGGCCUUGCACCCCGGGGGAAAGGCAAUCAUAGAUGGUGUGGCCGACGUCCUACAGUUGUCAGAGACUCAGCUCCAAGCAAGUCGAGAGAUAUACCGCACACGUGGAAACUCUUCUAGUGCUUCGGUGUUGAUUGUGCUGGAUCGACUUCGUCUAGAGAGCAAAAAGGCGCAUGUUGUGGCUGCCUCGUUUGGUCCGGGGCUGGCAGUUGAGAUGGCGUUUCUGAAGAAUUGUCAUAUAAAUCAGUCAUAA
Messenger RNA from Penicillium olsonii, 1191 nucleotides. Lineage: Eukaryota; Fungi; Ascomycota; Eurotiomycetes; Eurotiales; Aspergillaceae. The record is from the annotation of a GenBank genome assembly.